CUUAACUUUUUUUUCCCUUCUUUUAUACUUAUUAAUCUUUACCUAAUUCUUAUUAAAAGUAAGCUACACUUUAUAAUCCAUAUCCUGUUUCAUUUAAUAUAACCAUUCAAGAUCAUGGACCCUCAAGGACAAUUCAAUGGAGCUAUUGUAUCUGCAGCACCUGUGUGGACAGUAGUCGUCAUUUCCAUACUUGCCAUUAUGUUGAUUAUAUUCAUCACUAUUUUCGUUCGACGAUUCAUCAGAAGGGGCCGUAUGUCAGAGAGAAACUUUAAUAAAAAGCCAUCUGUAGAAUCAUUGGAGACACUGGUGACAGCACAUCAGCAAAAGCAGAAGUCAAAGCAGUUGGCAAAAACCGAUACUCAUGAUACCGAGAAACCGACCAGAUCAUCACCUAUGCAAAUAACAAACUCCGCCACUCUAGCAAGACCAGAGCCACAAGAAGAAGAACUGGAAGACGGCCCUCCUGAACCACUUCAGGAGAUUAAGAUCUCGUUGCCACUCCCUCCCCCUUCCACCUCGUUCUUUGCAGACAAAAUGGAGCUUGAUGGCUCUAACUGUGAUCUGUAUGAUUUGUACGUUCACGGUAAGACAGAUGGCAUGAAACGUCAGAGCAUGCACAGUGCCUUCAUAUCGAUCGACCUAGACUCGCUCUCUAAUGCGGCUUCAAACAUUCAACGAAAGGCAUCCACUAUCAGAAAGUCACUUUAUCAAUCCAUUCGAAAGCCAGCUAGUACCAAUGGUAUAAAAUCAGUGCCUGCUCAAAAAAUGUUUACGGAAGGAACAAAAGAAUAUUCACGUCAGUCUAUCGUCGCAUUCAACAAUGAAAGAACGCAAAUAGAGAUGCCCAAGGCCAGCAAGAGCCCACAGACAGAGGACGCCCAACAGGAUGAAGAGCCGACAGCUGCAGCAAAGCGAAUCAUACGUAGUGCUUCAAAAAAGGCCAAAUCCCGUUCUAUGGUCAUACAUCCUGAUUUACCUGAUGCUGUAGCAACUCCUCCCAAGCAAGAUGCGUCUAAAUAUGCAACCGUUCGGUCCCUUCGCUCUCCUGACGCUAAUGAGCAUGUGACGAUCAGCUCAGGAUCAAUAAGGCGUUUUAUGCGCCAAAAUAGUUUAUUCCAAGGUGAGGACCUUCCACAUGAAUCUGAUCCCUUACCUGGCACCCUUAGCAAAAACGAUCGGAAGCCAGUGGCUAAUGCCCUCGAUAUCUCAAACUGGUGGGAAGGUGGUGAGAGCAGCAAUGGGGUUCCUGAAAUUCGUACGAAUGGCAUGAAGAAUUCUGAAUCAUCGUUAUCCGUCAGUCAGUAUAGAGCCUCUCUUAACGAUUCAGUGUUUGCUCUUAACGGUACUGUAUCGAAAGGCACAAGUGCUCUCUUCGUGCCAGAGCCUGACAAAAGCAAAUCAGACGGAGCUGUCUCACGUAACAACUCUGCAAAACGCGGUACUCUUGGUAGAAACACAUUAAAGACACUGACGGUAAACGCUACACAAGGUGUCAAUAAAUCAAUCAGAGGCUUGUUUGAUCAAUCUUCAUCCUUGACCAAUAUCAACAAAGUAUCACCUUGUGAUAGUCAAAAAAUGGAGAUCGAUGUUGAACAUGGUUUGUCACAACAGCCAGUCGCACCUGUUGAACGUCAGAAUAGUAGAAGAAAGAGUUAUUCACACAGGCUUGUCCCUGAGUCACCCUCGAAAUCACGUCUGACCAACACAAGGCAUAGCGUAGAUGAAUCAUCGCAAAAGGUAGAAGCAGACGAUAUUGUCUUGAAGCAGUCCAGAUCGUUUUCAUCAAAGCAAGGAGUAGAGCCUGCAGCACAGGGGGUGACGUACCAUAAAGAAACGAUUCAUUCAACACAAAUGAACAAUACAGAUCAUGAGGCAGAUGUGGCUUAUAUGCAACAAUUAGGAGCAAGCAAGUUCGUCUCUCCUCGGCAAACGCUUUUGACAAAGUCAUUAUUGGCACAGCAAGCAAAGCGGUCAUCAUCUACCAGUCGUCCACAAGAUGAACCACUCCAGGCACCUGACCCUGUCGUAUCUUUCUCGUCUUCUACUGUCCGCACGGUCAUUCCGGACGAUGAGAUGGAUCAAAUCCAGAUACGUCAAAAUCCAAUGAAUCAACAACAGCGUCUCUCGAUAGGUAUGAACGGCAGUAACAAGGUGUUGGCUUCUUCCUUUGGUGAUGAAUCAUCUUUCCUUGCUGAUCGCUUUUCUUCAAUGAAUACAGAACAAAGUCGUGAUCACAGCAGACAAAGCAGUGGAGGCACGAGCGUGACAACAGCUGUCAGGAUUAGCGGCGGGUAUCCCUCGUCUACAUGGAACGGAAGAGCACAAAAGAAUGGAGCGUCACGACUCUCUGUCAUCCAGACUAUGGACACAGAAAAGGAAUCUGACAUCGUGGAAGAUAAAAGAGGAUUCUUUAGUACGAUGAGAAAAGAUAAAAAGAAUCGCGGGGUGAUUCCAUGGAUGGCAAGUGAAAAGAUGAUGACACCAGCUGAAAUGGAACGCGACAGAUAUUUGAAUGGAGGCAGAUAAUUUAUCCUUUAUUAUUUUUAUUAAAUAAAUGUAGCAAUCAAUUAACAUAUAUCUUACGCUUAUUACCUUUCUUUUCGAUAAGAAUUACCAUCAUUGAUUCAUCUGCCUAUUGCAAGCAAAUAUAUAUAAUGGAAGGAUAUUAUUAUUUCAUGAUUUAUCUUAUGGUCCU
Messenger RNA from Rhizopus microsporus ATCC 52813, 2695 nucleotides. RefSeq lists its product as uncharacterized. Bases 115 to 2526 code for a protein of 803 amino acids. The record is from RefSeq and is a predicted model, not a curated record. Lineage: Eukaryota; Fungi; Mucoromycota; Mucoromycetes; Mucorales; Rhizopodaceae. The transcript has a single exon.